AUGUCACAGCUCUCCGUUGCUUGUGCUAAAGCAGGCCCACUUGCCGCGCUGCCCCCAGACAAGCUUCAAGGGAUUGCAAGACGUUUCCACGCCUUCUACCGGACUUUUAGGUGCUUCCGCCGGAUCCUGCGAUAUCAGCACACGACUCUCGAGUCGUACCAUGAAUACCAGCAAACCUGGGAUGAGUGUAAUGAUUUUCUUCAUCACAAUCCAGGAUGGCGUCCCCGCGACACAACGCCUCAGACGAACUUACUGCAUCAAACCGCCUGCUAUGUCUAUAGCCCCUCCGACUUGGACCUCCUCGAGAGGCGCCUUGAUUUGCAGCUACAUAUCAUGAAUGCAAAGCUGGAUGAUAUCAUUUCGUAA
Penicillium daleae is the source of this 366-nucleotide messenger RNA. RefSeq lists its product as uncharacterized. NCBI's taxonomy places the organism in Eukaryota, Fungi, Ascomycota, Eurotiomycetes, Eurotiales, Aspergillaceae. The transcript has a single exon. Bases 1 to 366 code for a protein of 121 amino acids. The record is from RefSeq and is a predicted model, not a curated record.